UGUUCUUCCGAUCCUCACAUCCACCAGCCAUGAGGGUGCUUGUACUAGCUCUUGCUGUGGCUCUCGCAGUGGGGGACCAGUCCAACUUGGCCCCAGGAUUCGCUUCUGUUAAGACCUACAUGUACAAAUAUGAAGCGGUUCUUAUGGGCGGCUUGCCUGAAGAGGGCCUGGCUCGAGCUGGGGUUAAAAUCCAGAGCAAAGUUUUGAUCAGUGCAACAAGUGCCAACGACUACAUUCUGAAGCUUGUAGACCCUCAGUUGCUGGAGUACAGUGGCAUCUGGCCCAAAGAUCCUUUCCAUCCGGCCACCAAGCUCACCACAGCCCUGGCUACUCAGCUCUCGACACCGAUCAAGUUUGAGUAUACAAAUGGCGUUGUCGGGAGAGUGUCUGCACCGGCUGGUGUCUCCACAACAGUGCUGAAUAUCUACAGGGGAAUCAUCAACCUCCUGCAGCUGAAUGUAAAGAAGACACAGAAUGUCUAUGAGAUGCAAGAGUCUGGAGCUCACGGUGUGUGCAAGACCAACUAUGUCAUCAGGGAGGACAUGAGGGCCGAACGCAUUCAUCUGACCAAGACCAAGGACCUGAACCACUGCCAGGAGAAAAUCAUGAAGGACGUCGGCUUGGAACACGUAGAGAAAUGCCAUGAUUGUGAAGCUAGAGGAAAGAGCCUGAAGGGAACUGCUUCCUAUAACUACAUCAUGAAGCCAGCACCCAGUGGUUCUCUGAUUAUGGAGGCUGUUGCUAGAGAGGUCAUCGAGUUCUCACCUUUCAACAUUUUGAAUGGCGCUGCUCAGAUGGAGUCUAAGCAAAUUCUGACCUUCCUGGAUAUCGAGAACACCCCCGUGGAUCAUGCCAGAUACACCUAUGUUCACCGCGGAUCCCUGCAGUACGAGCACGGCAGCGAGAUUCUCCAGACACCCAUCCAUCUUCUGAGGGUCACCCAUGCCGAGGCUCAGAUUGUCAGCACUCUGAACCACCUGGUAGCCUCCAACGUGGCCAAGGUCCAUGAAGAUGCCCCUCUGAAGUUUGUUGAGCUCAUCCAGUUGAUGCGUGUGGCCAGAGUCGAGACUAUUGAGUCCCUCUGGGCUCAGUUUAAAUCUAGACCUGAUCACAGGUACUGGUUACUGAAUGCUGUCCCCCACCUUCGCACUCACGCUGCUCUUAAGUUCCUCAUGGAGAAGCUCCUUGCUAAUGAGCUAAGUGAGACUGAAGCUGCUAUGGCUCUCUUGGAAUGUCUGCACUCUGUGACACCUGACCAGAAAACCAUCGAACUUGUCAGAAGCCUGGCUGAGAACCACAGAGUGAAACGUAACGCUGUGCUCAACGAGAUUGUGAUGCUGGGCUGGGGCACUGUAAUUUCCAGGUUCUGUAAAGCGCAGCAUUCUUGCUCAUCUGAUCUUGUGACACCUGUACAUAGACAAGUUGCGGAGGCUGUUGAAACAGGUGACAUCGAUCAGCUCACUGUCGCUCUCAAAUGCCUGGAUAACGCUGGACAUCCUGCUAGCCUUAAGACAAUCAUGAAGUUCCUGCCUGGCUUUGGCAGUGCUGCUGCCCGAGUCCCACCCAAAGUUCAGGUCGACGCUGUUCUAGCUCUGAGGAGAAUUGCAAAGAGGGAACCCAAGAUGGUCCAGGAAAUAGCUGCUCAGUUGCUCAUGGAAAAGCAUCUCCACGCAGAACUCCGUAUGGUUGCUGCCAUGGUGCUCUUUGAGACUAAGCUCCCCGUGGGUCUAGCAGCUAGCAUUUCCACAGCCUUGAUCAAAGAAAAGAACCUGCAGGUCGUUAGCUUUGUCUACUCUUACAUGAAGGCCAUGGCCAAGACCACAUCCCCUGACCACGCUUCUGUUGCUGCAGCUUGUACUGUUGCCUUGAGGUUCCUCAACCCCAAAUUAGGCAGACUGAACUUCCGCUACAGCCGAGCCUUCCAUGUGGAUACCUAUAACAAUGCCUGGAUGAUGGGUGCUGCCGCCAGCGCCGUCUUCAUUAAUGACGCUGCAACCGUGUUACCAAGAAUGUUUAUGGCCAAAGCCCGUACUUACAUGGCCGGAGCUUAUGUUGAUGCUUUUGAGGUUGGAGUGAGGACUGAGGGAAUCCAGGAGGCUCUUUUGAAAAGACGACAUGAAAAUUCUGAGAAUGCAGACAGGAUCACCAAGAUUAAACAAGCCAUGAGAGCUCUUUAUGAGUGGAGGGCUAAUCCUUCGAGCCAGGCCCUGGCCUCUAUGUAUGUGAAGUUCUUCGGACAAGAAAUUGCAUUUGUCAACAUUGACAAAUCCAAGGUUGACCAGCUUAUCCAGUUUGCAAGUGGACCUUUGAGAAACAUGUUCAGAGAUGCUGUAAAUUCUAUGCUGUCUGGUUACGCAACACAUUUUGCUAAACCAAUGCUGCUCGGUGAGCUCCGUCGCAUCCUUCCCACCACUGUUGGGUUGCCCAUGGAGAUCAGCCUCAUUACAUCCGCUGUGACUGCUGCAUCCAUUGAAGUCCAAGCCACUGUGUCACCACCUCUGCCUGUCAACUACCGGGUUUCCCAGCUUGUGGAGUCCGAUAUUCAACUGAGGGCUACAGUUGCUCCAAGUGUUGCCAUACAGACCUAUGCAGUCAUGGGGGUGAACACCGCCUUAAUCCAGGCUGCAGUGAUGACAAAAGCCAAAGUUUACACAGCUGUUCCUGCACAGAUGAAAGCAAGGAUUGACAUUGUUAAGGGCAACUUCAAGGUUGAGUUCCUGUCUCUCCAGGGCAUUAACACAAUUGCAUCUGCACACGCUGAGACGGUUGCCAUUGCGAGAAAUGUGGAAGACCUCCCAGUCGCAAGAAGCACACCACUGAUCUCAUCUGAAGCUGCAUCACAACUUUCAAAGGCCUCUCUCAACUCAAAGAUCUCCAGGAUGGCAUCAUCUAUAACUGGUGGAAUGUCUGCGUCAUCUGAAAUCAUUCCUGCUGACCUGCCACGUAAGAUUGGGAGGAAAAUGAAAUUCCCUAAAACCUACAGGAAGAAAGUCCGUGCUUCAGGCAGAACGCUAGGGUUCAAGGCCUACGCUGAGAUUGAAUCUCACAAUGCUGCCUACAUCAGAGACUGCCCUCUCUACGCUCUGAUCGGAAAGCAUGCUGCUUCUGUUAGGAUUGCUCCAGCUUCUGGACCAGUCAUUGAGAAGAUUGAAGUUGAGAUUCAGGUCGGAGAUAAAGCAGCAGAAAAUAUGAUUAAAGCGAUUGACAUGAGCGAAGAGGAGGAAGCUCUUGAGGAUAAGAAUGUCCUCUUGAAAAUCAAGAAAAUACUGGCACCUGGUCUCAAGAACACCACAUCAUCUUCCUCCAGCUCCUCCAGCUCCUCCAGCUCCUCUUCAUCCAGCUCUAGCUCCAGCAAGUCUUCUUCAUCCAGCUCCCGCUCCAGCAGCUCCAAGUCAUCCAGCUCUCGUUCCCAUAGGUCUCGCUCCAGAAAGUCCCAGUCUAGCAGCUCUCAGUCAAGCCGCUCUCCCUCAAGCUCUUCCUCCUCUUCCUCCUCUUCAUCAUCCAGAUCUUCUUCCAAGUCAUCUUCCAGAUCAUCUUCCAGAUCAUCUUCUAGAUCUUCUUCUAGGUCCUCCUCUCGCUCCAGACCUAAGAUGGCUGACAUUGCUGCUCCUAUUAUCACGACGUCCACCAAAGUGAACAGCUCCAGUGCUUCAUACUUGCUCAGGCCAUCUGGCAGCAGCAGCAGCAGCAGCAGCAGAAGAACCAGAGUGAACAGCUCCAAUGCUUCAUACUUGCUCAGGCCAUCUGGCAGCAGCAGCAGCAGCAGCAGCAGCAGCAGCAGCAGCAGCAGCAGCAGCAGGAGUAGCAAGAACAGCAAGAACAGCAAGAACAGCAAGAACAGCAAAAGCAGCAACAGCAAGUCAUCAAGCUCUAGGUCCUCUCGGCGCAGUGCUCAGUCCAAGCAACAACUGCUGGCCUUGAAGUUCAGAAAGAACCACGUCCACAGGCACGCCAUCUCCACACAGCGCGGCAGCAGUCACAGCAGUGCCCGCAGCUUCGAUUCCAUCUACAAUAAGGCCAAGUACCUCGCUAACACACUCACUCCUGCCAUGUCCAUUGCAAUCCGUGCCGUGAGAGUCGACCACAAGGUCCAGGGAUACCAGCUAGCAGCUUACCUGGACAAACAGACCAACAGAGUGCAGCUGAUUUUUGCCAGAGUCGCUGAGAAGGACAACUGGAAAAUCUGUGCCGACGCUGUGCAGCUGAGCCCGCACAAGCUGAUGGCCAAGAUAUCCUGGGGUGCUGAUUGCAAGCAAUACUCCAUCACGAUUGUAGCUGAAACUGGUCUUUUGGGCCAUGAGCCCGCAGCCCGCAUGAAGCUGAACUGGGACAAACUGCCAAGAAGCAUAAAGCACUACGCAAAGAGGGCGUGGAAAUCCAUGGUCCCUAUUGGUCAAGAAUAUGGAGUAAACUACGCAAAGGCCAAGAAUCCUCGUAAUCAGAUCAAACUGACUGUAGCUGUUGCUACUGAGACAAGAAUGAAUAUUGUGAUGCACACACCAAAGGCGAUCAUUUACAAGCGUGGGAUGUGUCUACCUGUUGCUUUGCCUAUUGGAAACACUGCCGCCGAGCUGCAAGCAUCCCGGGACAACUGGGCUGACAAGAUGUCCUAUUUAGUUACCAAAGCUAACGCAGUUGAAUGCUCCCUCAUCAACAACACACUGACCACAUUCAACAACAAGGAAGCUAGAAAUGAGCUGCCACACUCGUGCUACCAGGUCUUGGCUCAGGAUUGCACACCAGAACUCAAAUUCAUGGUUCUGCUGAAGAAAGACCAAAUACAGGAUCAGAACCAGAUCAAUGUUAAGAUUUCAGACAUCGAUGUGGACAUGUAUCGGAAGAACAACGCUAUUGUGGUGAUGGUUAACGGAGUUGAAAUCCCUAAAAGCAACCUGCCAUACCUGCAUCCAUCAGGUAAGAUACAGAUCAGACAGUUAAAUGAAGGCAUUGCUCUCAUUGCACCCAGCCAUGGUCUUCAGGAGGUCUUCCUUGGCUUCAACGAGCUGAGGGUUAAAAUUGCAGACUGGAUGAAAGGAAAGACUUGUGGAGCCUGUGGAACGGCAAGCGGAAAUGUCGGAGAUGAGUACCGCACACCCAGUGAACAGGUGACCAAGGAUGCCAUCAGCUACGCCCACUCCUGGGUUCUGUCUUCAAACACCUGCCGUGAUCCCUCCGAGUGUUCCAUCAAGCAGGAAUCUGUGAAGCUGGAGAAGCAGGUGGUCUUUGAAGGUGUGGAGUCCAAGUGCUACUCUGUUGAGCCUGUGCUGCAGUGCCUGCCCGGCUGUAUCCCAGUGAGAACCACUACCGUCAACGUUGGCUUUCACUGCCUGCCCAGUGAAACAACUGUGAACCGUUCUGGUCUGAGCAGCUUCUUCGAGAAGAGCAUCGACCUGAGGGAUACUGCAGAAGCCCACCUGGCCUGUCGCUGCACUCCUCAGUGUGCUUGAGCUCAUUGCCUUCGGACACAUGACAUUUUGUUUUCUGUUUUAGACAGGUGUUGUUAAUUAGCUUUGGCUCAACUUGUAAACUUAAAUAAAUUGGAAAAGCAUGUGAAGCAUGAAA
Haplochromis burtoni (Burton's mouthbrooder) is the source of this 5562-nucleotide messenger RNA. RefSeq names its product vitellogenin-2. Gene Ontology annotation, biological process: lipid transport. The transcript is spliced from 36 exons. Bases 30 to 5447 code for a protein of 1805 amino acids. NCBI's taxonomy places the organism in Eukaryota, Metazoa, Chordata, Actinopteri, Cichliformes, Cichlidae. The record is from RefSeq and is a predicted model, not a curated record. Gene Ontology annotation, molecular function: lipid carrier activity.